Messenger RNA from Astyanax mexicanus (Mexican tetra), 948 nucleotides. Its product is annotated as transcription factor HES-5. The coding region runs from base 72 to 551 and encodes 159 amino acids. Gene Ontology annotation, biological process: regulation of transcription by RNA polymerase II; anterior/posterior pattern specification; regulation of neurogenesis. Gene Ontology annotation, molecular function: RNA polymerase II cis-regulatory region sequence-specific DNA binding; DNA-binding transcription factor activity, RNA polymerase II-specific; protein dimerization activity. The record is from RefSeq and is a predicted model, not a curated record. The transcript is spliced from 2 exons. Gene Ontology annotation, cellular component: nucleus. Lineage: Eukaryota; Metazoa; Chordata; Actinopteri; Characiformes; Acestrorhamphidae.
UCACUCCAGACCACAACUCUCUGACUCUCCUGAGUGAAGCACUCACCUUCUCUCUGCUCUGCUCUUCAAGAAUGGCUCCUACCUACCUGCCUUCUGCUGACUGCUUGAAGCUUUCCAACAAGGAAAAACAUAAACUAAGAAAACCUGCUGUGGAAAAAAUGCGCAGAGAUCGCAUCAACAACUGCAUCGAACAGCUCAAAGUCAUGCUGGAGAAGGAGUUCCACCAGCAAGACCCCAACACCAAGCUGGAGAAAGCUGAUAUUCUGGAGAUGACCGUUGUCUUCAUGAAGCAACAGCUGCAGUCCCAGAUCUCAGCGCCCGUUAAGGCCCACCAUGACAGCUACUCUCAGUGUUGGAGGGAGACUGUGAACUUCCUCUCAGCCAAGUCUAAGUUGGACGUGACCGUUCAACAUCUCAGCAACCACCAAGAAGUCCAGCUGGCCAAAGAUCUCAGCCACGUGUCUCCAACUGCCUUCCAGACCAGCCAGGGUCCAGUUUUGAUCAAGCAAGAGCCCACCAGCAGCAGCAGAGCUGUCUGGAGGCCUUGGUAGAAACUCUGAACCCAGAGAGACUUUCUUUCUCAUGUUGACCAGAUGGUGGUUUUACCAUCACUCAGUAGGAAACAUAUUUUCCAUGGCAGUGUUUUUCAUUUCAAUGAAAUGUAUGACUUACAUUUACAAAAUAUGUGUAAUAUGUGUACCCUGUGGGUAUGCAAUGUUUAUCAAUGAAUAUCUGGAUUUAUUUCUUCAUAUUGAAGAACCAAAGGUCAUCUGAUCUUUUGUUUAACUCAAGUAGAGUUGAUGAUUCUGAUAAAGCACCUUAGUUUCACCUUAGUUUAAAAACUUUUAUUUAAAGUUUGUUUGUUGCCUUUUAUAAAGGAUAUCAAGCUAUAUAUAUAUUUUUUUUUCAUUCCUGUGAAUAUAAAUAAAUAUAUUGAAUAUCAAAUAA